Solea solea (common sole) is the source of this 4447-nucleotide messenger RNA. Its product is annotated as neuronal membrane glycoprotein M6-a-like. Gene Ontology annotation, cellular component: filopodium; plasma membrane; axonal growth cone. Gene Ontology annotation, biological process: neuron projection development. Lineage: Eukaryota; Metazoa; Chordata; Actinopteri; Pleuronectiformes; Soleidae. Bases 120 to 956 code for a protein of 278 amino acids. The record is from RefSeq and is a predicted model, not a curated record. The transcript is spliced from 7 exons.
CACACACUCUCACACACACAGGCAGAGCCUCCCACACACACACACACACACACAGUGCUGAGCGCUAACACACGGCUUUAAACAGCUUCACACGAGACAAAGGGAGAGUUUGUGUCGACAUGGAGGAAAACAUGGACGAGUCUCAGAGCCAGAAAGGUUGUAAGGAGUGCUGUGAGCGAUGUGUGGGCAGUUUACCCUGGGCGUCGCUCAUCGCCACCGUCCUCCUCUACAUGGGCGUGGCCUUGUUCUGCGGGUGUGGCCAUGAGGCUUUAAGUGGCACCGUCAGCAUCCUCUACAACUAUUUUGACGUCAUCAAAGCUCCUGAAGGAUCACUGGAUGUGUUCACCAUCAUUGACAUCCUGCAGUACCUCAUCUAUGGUCUGGCUGCUGGCUUCUUCGUGUUUGGAGUGUUGCUGUUGGUUGAAGGUUUCUUCACCACUGGAGCCAUCAGAGAUCUGUACGGAGAGUUUAAGAUCACCGCCUGUGGACGCUGCCUCACUGCAUUUCUCAUGUUCCUGGCCUACCUGUUCUUCCUGGUGUGGUUGGGAGUGACGGCGUUCACCAGUCUGCCCGUCUUCAUGUACUUCAACGUCUGGUCCAUGUGUCAGAACAGCAGCCUGGUGGAAGGAGGGAAGUUCUGCCUGGACCUGCGUCAGUUUGGAGCAGUUACCAUCUCUGAGGAGAAGAAAGUGUGUGCAGGAUCUGAGAAGUUCUUGAAGAUGUGUGACUCCAACGAGCUGGACAUGACCUUCCAUCUGUUUGUUUGUGCUCUGGCAGGAGCAGGAGCUGCUGUCAUCGCCAUGGUCCACUUCCUGAUGGCUCUGGCUGCCAACUGGGGCUACCUGAAGGACGCCAGCCGGAUGCAGAAGUAUGAGGACAUCAAGUCCAAGGAGGAGCAGGAGCUGCAUGACAUCCACUCGACACGCUCCAAAGAACGACUCAACGCAUACACAUAAACACACACACACACAAACACGUCCUCAACGUGUCUGCUGUAGAUCAGUGUCAACACUUUAACGUAAAAAAAGCUAAAAAAAAAAGAGUUUUCAAAUAAAAAUAUUAUCGUAGCAUAUUUUCAGAAUUCAUCAGGACCAGAAUCUACGACGGUCCUUGAAUGCAACAGUUAGAGCGGCUGCAGAAUCACAGUCUUUGUCAAAUCUACGUCCGAUUUACGUCAAAUCUAUUUUUUUGCAUCUUGUAAAGCUAAAUGUUUGCGUACUGGACCUUUAAAAAAAAAAAACAACAACAAUCUAAAACUAAAAGACAAGAAACAUUGUUUUUGAAAAAAAAACACAAGACGAGAAACAAAAUAAUUUUUUUGAAAGACAAAAAUGUGACGUCGCAAAAAAGAUAAAUGACGACAAACAUUAUCACGAUAUUUCCCAUAAAAUGUCAGGAUGAUCUACAGCAGACACACACACACACACACACACUUAGAUGUGGCUGAAUGGUCGUGUACUGUAGGUGGCGCUGUCGUGCGGUGCUGUGUCAUGAUGCCGUGUUGUGUCGUUUUUCGCCACUUUAUGACAAGUCAUGGUUUCAGCAGAGGAAACGUUGUACCUGUUGGUACAAACAUGGGUAGCUUUGCUCAUUUUUUUGCCCCUUCCUAUUUUCCCUCUGGCCCCUCCCCCUCAUCUUCUUCUUCAGUUUCACCUGUUGUUCUUCACAAUUUUUUUUUUAAAUAUGAAAAUGUGAACAUUUACGAAUGACGUCAUAACAGAUUUGUCGCCAUUUUAAAAGUGAAAAAACGGGGUUUAUUUGUGUCGCCCAUCACCCCUCUUUAUAUAAACGUGAACCAGCACAUCGCAACAGCACAAUGUCUUUUUAAUGCGUCGUCUUUUUCUCAUACGACUUUUUAUUUUUUUCACGAUUUCUCUUGAUUUUUCACAUGUUUUUUAUAUCAGUGUUGUCAACGUGUGAUUUUAACAUCGGGGAAAUAUUUUAAACAGAGACCAGGUGUUGUUGGGGGGAGGGGUUUGUGGGUGGGGGCAGGGUUUCUAUCUCUUUUACAUCGUCAUGUAAUAAUUCAGCAUUUCUGCACACACACACACACACAUGUUUCAGCCCGAUAAUGUGACCAAACGUUACAGGCGCUAAAAUGUAUCUUUACUGACGUGACCCACACUGCGGGGGGUUCACCGUUAGAAUGCAGCUGUGAAGAGUUUGAUUCCUUUGGAGUUUGUGUUUUUUUAGACAGCCAGUGAUGCUACAGCUAAUAAGCUAACAGUGUUUCUCACGUUAUCGCGUUACUUCACGUUUGAAACAGAUGUUGAAUUAACAAACUUCUAAUUUCUGACAAAAAAGGCGCGAAAAGACAAAAGUAGUACAAGAAAACGAAAAAGAUAACGUAAUUAAGACGCUAACGUGACGAAAAAGUCAGCUACCGCCCAUAGACACGCUCAGAGGAACACAUGAUAUAAACGAAACAAAAUGAAUGCCUUGUUAUGCUUUCAGUUGCAGAAAGAAGUCGGAAUUCUGAGAUUAAAGUGGGAAUUCUGAGCGAAAAAAGUCAGAAUUCUGAGAUUGCGGUCAGAAUUCUGAGAUUUAAUUCAUAGAUUUAAAUCAAAAUUCUGAGAUUAAAGUGGGAAAUCUGAGAAAACAACAUUAUAAUUAUAAAUAAAUUAUCAUUAUUAUUAUUUUCGAAUGCAGAAAAUUUUCUUUUUAUCUUAAAACGUGAAUUUGGAUUCAUAAAAACUUGUGUGUCACCAGCAUUCUGUUCGGAUUAAUUUAAACUGUUUUAAACUUUAACUGUUUUGUUGACAAUAAGAACACGAUGAUCGUAUGUAUGACGUCGUGGUUGUCGACGUGAUUCUCUAUCGGCCAGUAGAGAAGAUGAAGAUGAUGAAGAUAACGGGUUUGAUUUAAUGAGACUACCAGCACACACCCACAUACACACACACACACGUACACACACGCACACACACACACAUCACCCCACUGAGCCAUAAUUACUUUUCACUGAAAUUGUUUUCAACUUUGAAACUUUUUAAAUGUAAAAUCAUUUGAGGAAAAAAAUGAAAUGCGAAUUUUUCUUCUUAAACUUGUGUGUGUGUGUGUGCGCGUGCACAGUAUAAAGCACUGUACCUGCAUUAACUCAAACUGUAUAAAGAUAUGAUUCAUUUAUGUGAAAACUGGAGGUGAGCGGCGUCAGUGAGACUGGACGAGGCCACCAAAGUCCAAAAUUUCCCAGAAUUCUACUUCCUAUGAAAGCUGCAUUUACACAUAUACUCACACAAACUGUGUAUUUACAGAAGAGGAUUAGGAGAUUAAAGUGAGAAUUCUGAGAUUUUUUUUAAUUCAGAAUUCCAAGACAUUAAUGUAGGAAAAGUCAGAAUUCUAGUAGAGAAAUCAGUAUUAUGUGAUUAAAUUCUCAGACUACACUCAAAAUUCCAAGAUUAAAGUCAUAAUUCAAAGAAGAAAAAUCUAAAUUCAGAGAUUGAAGUAAAAAUUCCAAGAUUAAUGUGGGAAUUCUGAAAUUAAAGUUGAAAUUAAGACAGAGGGGUAGUCAGAAUUCUUAUAUUAAAGUUGGAGAUGGAAUUUUGUUAUUAAAGUUGGAUUUCUGAGAUAAAAUAGGAAUUCGGAGGGUUGGAAUUCUGAGAUUGAAGUCGGAAUUCUGAGAUUAAAAUCACAAACGGCAGAAAUGCAUGUGUUUUGUAAAUGCAGCUGAAUUUGACACAAAAUAACAAAAGAAAGAAAUGACAGAGUGGUGCAUUCUUAUUAUUGUUGUUGUCAAGGAAGAGUGGGCGUGGUCCAGACUUGCGGUUCAGGAAACGUCAGUAUUUUUACAGUAACAGUAAUCUGUCAUUUAAUUGCCUGACAACAGAUCAGUGGAUGUCUUUUUAUCAGUGUUUUUAAUCUCAGAUCAAAGAAAAAAUAUGUUUUUGUGGCACUGACUGACCAUUGUGAGCUCUCUCUCUCUCUCUCUGUCUGUCCCCCUCUCCCUCUCUCUCUCUCCCUCUCACUCUCUUUCCCUCUCUCUCUGUCUGUCCCCCUCUCCCUCUCUCUUUGUGUAUAGUCUAACAUUGGUUAUAAUCUGAAGAAAUAACAAAGAUGAAAGUGAAUGAAUUCAUAAUAAUGAAGAUAAUCUUAUACAAGGUAUACAAAAGAAAAAACCUUCAAAAAAAAAGCCAGUGAAUUUAGUUGUUGUGUGUGGCAUGGUUAUGCAUUUAAUGGUCAUUAUUUGACAAUUAAAACAAAAAGAAAACAGAAAAAUAUUUAUGAUUUUUUUUCUCUGCCUCUUGCUAAUGGUGUUGCUAAGAUAGCUUGCUCGCUCAGUUGUUUACCACCACAGCAGUUUAUUAUCGUAGCAGUUAAAAAACAAACAAAAUCAAGACGUUAAAAACAAACAAAAAAUUUCCUCUUUCAAGUGCAUGAAUCUCUGACUGCGAAUCAUUUGUUCAUCAUUGUUUAUGCUAAUAAAGCCCAUUUGCAGAUGUGGUGUAAUGAA